AUCAGCCUCUUUAAAGCCGCCGAUUAAAAGCAAGAGGAAAUUCUACAAUUCUGAAUCCAUUGGAAACCAACCUCUUGGGCGGCCACUAUCAGAAUCCAAAAAACUGCUGCUUUUAUUCUUGAAAUCAUUAGGAUUCUUGUCUCAGAAUCAUUCAAAGUCUAGCAUAAAUACUCGUUUCACUGUUUGAAAUGAUCAGAAGAAAAUUCCCUACUCCUCUAAUUAAUUGGUACUUCCCGACUGCCGUUUGUCAUGGCUACUUUAAGCUCUUCUCUUCUCUUCCUUCUUUGGAAUUGGAUACCCAGUUACGUUCUCUUUGUGAAAUUCCCAAUUCUCAAAUUUCCGAAGCAUUUUCACUCUUUAAUCGAGCUGUUGAGUCUCAUAUAUUUCCUUCUCCUUCCACAUGCAACUUUCUUGUUCACGCAUUCUCAAGGUCAGGCAACUCUGAUUUAGCGUAUUCUGUUUAUAAAAAAAUGACCCAUUUUUGCAUUUUUCCAAAUUUUGUAUCAUUGAGUUGUUUAGUUGGCUGCUUUGUUAAAGUCCAUAAACCUCAUUUUGGACUUGGUGUUGUGGGGAUGAUAAUUAAGCGUGGUUUUAAUGUCAAUACAAUUGUUAUGAGUCUUCUGUUGAAGGGGUUCAAUAGAAAUGGUGAAUUUGACCAGGCAAUUGAGGUUUAUAGAAAAAUGGGCACUUUUGGUUUGUCACCAGAUAUUGUAAGUUAUAACAUUCUUAUAAAUUGCCUAUGCAAGGAAGGGAAGCUCAAAGAAUCGUUGGAGUUGUUGGUUGAGAUGGAGAAUUCGGGUUGUCAACCAAAUUUCGUAACAUACACAAUUUUGAUGGAUGGCUUUUGUAAGGAUGGUCGAGUGAAUGAGGCAUUUGGAUUGCUGAAGGAGAUGGGAGAUAUUGGUUUAGAAGCUGAUGUUGUUGUGUACAGUACCCUAAUAAGUGGUUUAUGUAGAGAAGGGAAUUUCGAUAAAGGAAAACAACUCUUUGAUGAGAUGCUGGCAAAGGAGAUCACUCCUAAUGUGGUUACAUAUGGUUGUUUGAUACACCAGCUUUGUAAAAUUGGGAAACUGAAAGAAUCCUCUGAAAUGUUUAAGGAUAUGAUACAACGUGGAAUUAAGCCUGAUGUUGUAACUUACACAGGUUUAAUUGACGGGCUUUGCAAGGGAGGAUUGGUUGCAAAGGCGAAAGAGGUUUUCAAGUUGAUGGUACUUGAGGGUGAAGAGCCUAAUACUGUUACUUACAAUGUUAUAAUUAAUGGAUUGUGCAAGGAAGGUCUGAUUAGUGAUGCUUUAAAAACAUUGAACGAGAUGCUGGAGAAGGGUUUAAGGGCUGAUGUGGUUUCUUACAACACGUUACUGAUGGGACUUUGUUGCAAUGGAAAGGUUGAUGAGGCAAUGAAACUUUUUGAUGUUUUAUCGAAGGAUGAGAGCUCUAUUGAGCCAGAUGUUAUUACCUUCAAUAUGCUAAUGAUGGGUCUCUGCAAGGAAGGUCGUCUAGAUGAUGCUAUGGAGAUCUAUAAUAAAAUGGUGAAGAGGGGAGUGGUGGGUAGCUUAGUAACUUAUAAUACUUUGAUGGGAGGACAUCUGCAGAUGGGCUUUGUCAACAGGGCAAUGGAAAUUUGGAAACAUGUCUUGGAGUUUGGAUUGGUUCCUGACUCAAUUACUUAUAGUGUUAUGAUUAAUGGAUUUUGCAAAAUGCAUAUGCUUAAUAUUGCAAAAGGACUUUUUUGUAAAAUGAAAGCUUCUGGUUUCAGCCCUUCUGAGAUUAACUACAAUACAAUUAUGGCAUCCUUGUGUAAAGAAGGCAGUGUGGAGCAAGCUAGGACAUUGUUUCAAGAAAUGAGGAACUCAGAUCAUAAACCAAACCUUGUCUCUUUUAAUACAAUAAUUGAUGGAACUCUAAAAACAGGGGAUAUUAAGUCUGCCAAGGGAUUGCUAAGAGAUAUGCUAAAUAUGGGUUUUCAACCAGAUACUUUGACCUUUUCCACAUUGUUAAAUAGAUUUUCAAAACUUGGUCUUAUGGAUGAGUCUAAAAAGAUUCUUGAGAAGAUGAUGGCCUGUGGUAUACCACCGGAUUCCUUUGUGUUUGAUUCUUUAUUAAAAGGUUAUUACUCAAGAGGUGAAACAGGGGAAAUUAUUGAUUUGCUUUAUCAAAUUGCUGAUAAGGGUGUUGUUUUGGACACAGAACUUACUUCAACUAUCUUGAUGUGCAUCUGUCAUUGCUCCGACAAGGAUGAUGUCAUGGAUUUUCUCCCCAAUUUUGCUCAAGAAGCAUCAAAAGGAACAAGUGUUUUAAGCAAUGACUUAUUACUGAAACUUGAUAUCUUACCUACCACUUGACAUGCGUUGAAUGAACAAUUUUUCAUGCCAAGAAAAUCUUUAACGGUACUCUAAAUAUUAGUCUAUUAAUGUAAGUCACAUGUUCACUUUAU
Molecule: messenger RNA, 2434 nt
Organism: Humulus lupulus (European hop)
Lineage: Eukaryota; Viridiplantae; Streptophyta; Magnoliopsida; Rosales; Cannabaceae
Product: pentatricopeptide repeat-containing protein At4g28010
Exons: 1
Coding region: 189-2342 (717 amino acids)
Molecular function (GO): protein binding
Source: RefSeq, a predicted model, not a curated record